Messenger RNA from Australozyma saopauloensis, 1335 nucleotides. It is a transcript of the gene APM1, whose product is annotated as Apm1p. Bases 1 to 1335 code for a protein of 444 amino acids. Gene Ontology annotation, biological process: vesicle-mediated transport; intracellular protein transport. Gene Ontology annotation, molecular function: clathrin-cargo adaptor activity. Gene Ontology annotation, cellular component: clathrin-coated vesicle; clathrin adaptor complex. The transcript has a single exon. NCBI's taxonomy places the organism in Eukaryota, Fungi, Ascomycota, Pichiomycetes, Serinales, Metschnikowiaceae. The record is from RefSeq and is a predicted model, not a curated record.
AUGGCCUCGCAAAUACAUUUCCUCGACAUCAAGGGAAAACCGCUCUUGUCGCGGAACUACAAGGGCGACAUCGAGCCCUCGGCCAUCGAGCAAUUCCCGCUUCUUCUUCUUGAGUUGGAAAACGGCGACGAAGAUCUGCAAUACCGCCCGUUUGUGACCAGCAAAGGCAUCAACUACGUGUUCAUCAACCACAACAACAUCUACGUCUGCGCGUUGACCCGCAAAAACGACAACGUGAUGACCAUGGUGGUGUUUCUACUGAGACUUAUAGAGGUGCUCACACAGUACUUCAAGAGCUUGGAGGAGGAGUCCAUCCGCGACAACUUUGUGGUGAUCUACGAGCUCUUGGACGAAAUGAUGGAUUUCGGCGUUCCGCAGAUCACAGACACAAAGAUCUUGAAGGAGUACAUCACCCAGGACUACUACAAGUUGAUCCGCAAAACAAGACAGGUGCAGCCGCCAAACGCGGUGACAAACGCCGUCAGUUGGCGUAAGGAGGGUAUUGCUUACAAGAAAAACGAAGCCUUUUUGGACGUGGUGGAGUCCAUCAACAUGCUUAUCAACGCCAACGGACAGGUGCUUAACAGCGAGAUUUUGGGUGAGAUCAAGAUGAAAUCCAAGCUCAGUGGAAUGCCCGACCUCCGCUUGGGCCUCAAUGACAAGGGCAUCUUCUCCAGUAGCACAAAUGACGACGACACGCCUUCGGAGCUGGGCGCCUCUGGCUCUCGCAAAAUCGAAAUGGAGGACAUCAAAUUCCAUCAAUGUGUGCGCUUAUCCAAGUUUGAGAACGAGCGCAUCAUCACCUUCAUUCCUCCCGAUGGUGAGUUCACCGUCAUGUCAUACCGUUUGCUGUCCACACAAUUCUUGAUGAAGCCCUUAAUCUUGGUCAACUGCAAGACCGUGGUGCACAAGCAUUCGCGUAUCGAGAUCUUGUGCUCUGUCAAGGCGCAGAUCAAAAAGAAGUCCACUGCAAACAAUGUAGAGAUCAUCAUCCCGCUACCAGAAGAUGCAGACACGCCCAAGUUCACAAGCGAGUACGGCUCAACCAAAUGGGUUCCUGAAAAGUCAUGCAUGAUCUGGAAGCUCAAGACAUUCCCAGGAGGCAAACAAUACCAUAUGCGUGCAGAGUUGGGCUUGCCCGCUGUUGUUGACCAGGAGAUGGAGUUGCUGAAGAAGCCCAUCAAGGUCAACUUUUCCAUUCCCUACUUCACCACCUCUGGCAUCCAGGUGCGCUACUUACGAAUCAACGAGCCCAAGCUCCAGUACCAAUCCUAUCCAUGGGUGCGGUACAUCACAAAGUCAGGAGAAGACUACACCAUCAGAACCAAGCAGUGA